UGCCAGCAAUAGCAACCGACUAGAAAAAAAAAGAAGGAAAGCAAAGAGAAAAUAGUGGGGAGACAUCAGAGGGGAGAGAGGGAGAGAGAGAGGAAGGCUUCCUGUUGAAGACCACACAAUCCUCCAUUUUAAUCUCAGACAUAGACAGAGAAAGUAGAGAGAGAAACACAAGGAAGAGUGGAAAAGGUCGUUGCUUUUCGAUUGUUGGGUUCGGAUUCAGGAAACCCAUUUCGAAUUUGGAUCGGAAGAGGAAGGAAACCCUGUUGAUCAAACGCCAUGUCGUGCUCAUCUUCAUCCGGGUCGGAGGAGGACGAUGAGGGCAUCGACUCCUACAGGAAAGGAGGCUACCACGCCGUCAGGGUCGGCGAUCAGUUCAACGGCGGCCGCUACGUGGCGCAGAGGAAGCUGGGUUGGGGUGAGUUCUCCACCGUCUGGCUCGCUUACGACACCACCACCUCUACGUACGUUGCUCUUAAGAUUCAGAAAAGUGCAGCGCAGUUUGCUCAAGCUGCUCUUCAUGAGAUUGCAAUUCUUUCCAAUAUCGCAGACGGUGACCCCACGCACUCCAAGUGUGUUGUGCGGCUGAUUGACCAUUUUAAGCACGCAGGCCCGAACGGGCAGCAUCAGUGCAUGGUCCUUGAAUUUCUUGGUGAUAGCUUACUUCGGCUGAUCAAGCAUAACCGUUACAAAGGCCUUAAAUUAAAUAAAGUUAGGGAGAUCUGCAAAUGCAUAUUGAUAGGUCUCGACUAUUUGCAUGGAGAACUUGGUAUCAUCCACACUGACCUAAAACCUGAAAACAUCCUUCUUUGUAACACCAUCGAUCCUGCCAAAGAUCCAGUCAGGGCUGGCCUCACACCAAUUCUAGAAAGACCUGAAGGGAACCUAAACGGUGGAGCCACCAUGACUCUUAUUGAGAAAAAGUUGAAAAGGAGGGCAAGGAGGGCAGUUGCUAAGAUUUCGUUGAGAAGAGAAUCUAUGGGAGGUAAUGAACCUCCCAAGCCUGAAAGAAACCUAGAUGGGAUUGAUGUAAAGUGCAAGGUUGUUGAUUUCGGAAAUGGAUGUUGGGCCAACAAGCAACUUGCAGAAGAGAUUCAAACAAGGCAGUAUAGAGCUCCUGAAGUUAUACUGCGAUCUGGUUACUCAUACCCAGUUGAUAUGUGGUCAUUUGCCUGCACUGCAUUUGAACUUGCGACUGGCGACAUGUUGUUCGCUCCAAAGGUGGGACAAGGCUUUAGUGAGGAUGAGGACCACCUUGCAUUGAUGAUGGAACUCCUUGGAAAGAUGCCUCGAAAGGUAGCGAUUAGCGGAGCUCGUUCCAAGGACUUCUUUGACCGACAUGGUGAUCUAAAGAGAAUCCGAAGGCUGAAGUUUUGGUCACUUGAUAAAAUACUGAUGGAUAGGUACAAAUUUUCAGAGACCGAUGCUCGGGAGUUUGCAGAGUUCCUUUGUCCAAUUUUCGACUUCGCACCAGAGAAGCGGCCAACGGCCCAGCAGUGCCUGCAACAUCCGUGGAUCAAUCGCAGUACUUCGAACCAGAUCGAGACGAAAAGCAAGUCAAAUGUGGAAAAGGUGAAUGUUGGGAUGAGCAACCCGCAUAUUAAGGUUGGCAAGUGAAGAAAAAGAUUGAAGGAUGACGAUGCUGGCAACACCUACCACACCAUUUCUAAGGCUUCCGAACAACUCCACUCCGCACGCACGUACGACCCUAUUGAUUGCGAUUUAAUUUUGUUUGUUACUCGACUAAUAAGAAUCAUUAUUUUUUUAUUAACUAUAACUAUUAAGAGUUGUAAAUUAGUAACGAUUUUUGUGAGAAAAACAACGUCAAAAAAUUCGAUAGAGAAUUCGACUGUCGUUUUGGAUAUAUGCCCCUGGUGGCUUGUAUACACAUGUAUGUGUUCCCACACCUUGUAUACUGAUGAUGAUUGAUGA
Molecule: messenger RNA, 1929 nt
Organism: Pyrus x bretschneideri (Chinese white pear)
Lineage: Eukaryota; Viridiplantae; Streptophyta; Magnoliopsida; Rosales; Rosaceae
Product: SRSF protein kinase 1
Exons: 5
Coding region: 277-1614 (445 amino acids)
Biological process (GO): spliceosomal complex assembly; protein phosphorylation; regulation of mRNA processing
Molecular function (GO): ATP binding; protein kinase activity
Source: RefSeq, a predicted model, not a curated record